CCCCCAGGGGGCGGGGCGCUGGGGGCCGCGCCGCCACGGACGCCGCCCCUCGUCGCGCGGCGGGGGUUAUGCCGCAGGGACGCCGACCGCUCCAAGCAGAUGAUCUGUUCUUUAAAGCUGUGCAGAUUAUAUACUGCGGAUGGAAACUAUCAAGGCUUAUAAUGUCAAAAAUUUCUCUUAGAAGAAAAGUAGUUCCCACAAAGGUAACUGAUUGGGUACAGCCUUCAUUCAACGAUUCUGCCGGGAACGCAAACAUCUCUACGCUUUCUGCUACGUCAUUAGGAGUAAAUGGCACACAACAGAGGAAAAAAGAUUUACCUUCCACAUUAGAAAGUAGCAAGUAUAGAUUUCCAGCUAGAAAAAGAGGAAAGUCUUCGGAACAAGUUUGUGAUCAGUCAAAUUCAAAUCGAAGCCUGUCCGAAAAUGAAACUUGGGUGGAUAAAUAUAGACCAGAAACUCAGAGUGAACUUGCUGUGCAUAAGAAGAAAAUUGAAGAAGUUGAAACCUGGUUAAAAGCUCAGAUCCUAAAGGGGCAACCAAAGCAGGGUGGAUCUAUUUUAUUGUUAACCGGUCCUCCAGGAUGUGGAAAGACCGCCACUUUGCAAAUCCUUACUAAGGAUCUUGGUAUUCAGGUGCAAGAAUGGAUCAAUCCAGUUUUCCUGGACUUCAGAAAAGAUGACUUCAAGGAUAUGUUUAACCCUGAAUCCAGUUUCCAGGCAUUUCCUACUCGAUCACAGAUGACUGUUUUUCAAGAGUUUAUAUUAAGAGCGAACAAAUACAACAAACUACAGAUGGUUGGGGACUCGCUGGAUACAGAUAAGAAGCUUAUUCUUGUUGAAAGACUUAAGCAAAGAAAGAGGUGCAUCUCCAUAACAGUGGAGGCGGCGGCAUCUAUUGAGCUCACGGAUAUGCCUAAUCAGUUUUAUCGAGAUCCUAGUGGGUUACAUGAAAUUCUGAGGAGGUUUGUGCAGAUAGGACGAUGUCCUCUUGUGUUUAUAAUCUCCGAUAGCCUCAGCGGAGAUAGUAGCCAGAAGCUCUUAUUUCCUAAGGAGAUCCAAGAAGAAUUAUCUGUAUCCAACAUUAGCUUCAACCCCGUGGCCCCAACGAUUAUGAUGAAAGUUCUUAACCGGAUAGCAACAGCAGAAGGAAGUCUGAAGGGAGGAAAAGUUGUUCCUGAUAAAACUUCUUUAGAGUUGAUUUGUAAAGGAUGUUCUGGUGAUAUUAGAAGUGCAAUAAACAGUCUCCAGUUUUCUUCUUCAAAAGAUUAUUCAGUAGAAAGCAAUCCAUGGUCAAGGAAAAAAGGGCUGCCGUCGUUAAAAUCUGACACUGCAUCAUCGAGAGCAAAGCAGAGAAAGAAAGCUGAAGGAUCUUUAGAAAACCAAGAAGUCCAAGCUAUCGGUGGCAAAGACGCAUCUCUCUUUCUUUUCAGAGCUUUAGGGAAAAUACUUUAUUGUAAAAGAGAACCGCUGAAGGAGUUCAAAUAUCCGCGAUUACCUUCUCACUUGACAGAAUAUGAACGUGAUCCGCUAGUGAUGCAGCCUGAGGAAGUUGUAGAAAAGUCACACAUGGCCGGAGAACUCUUCAAUUUAUACCUACACCAAAAUUACUUAGAUUUCUUCACAGAAAUAGAUGAUAUUACGAGAGCCAGUGAAUACCUGAGCACUGCUGAUGUUCUUAGUGGUGACUGGACUUCACGAGCUAUUCUCAGGGAAUACAGCGCAUCGGUAGCCACAAGAGGUGUGAUGCAUUCCAACAAAGCCCGAGGAUUUGCCUGCUGCCAAGGAGGAGCAAGUUUUCGUCCCUUACAUAAACCUCAGUGGUUUCUAAUAAAUAAAAAGUAUCGAGACAACUGCCGGGCUGCAAAAUCCCUCUUUUCCAACUUCUGUUUGCCACCUUUAUGCCUUCAAACAUUGCUCUUGCCAUAUCUUGCUCUGCUGACUAAUCCAAUGAGAAACCAAGCUCAGAUCGCUUUCAUCCAAGAUGUUGGAAGACUUCCCCUAAAACGGUACUUUUCCAGGUUGAAAAUGGAAGCUCUGACUGAUAAGGAUCAAGGAAUAACGGACCCAGACAGUGAUGACGAAGCCAACCGUGAGGGCGGGCAGCCUACAGAGACGUUUCUACACCUAGACAAAUGUGAAACGGAACCCAGAGGAUCUUCUCCACCUUCAAGCCAGACGACUGGAAACGAACUGCCAGCCAGUCAACCUCAACCUGCAACUGCCCAGGGAAUCAUGAAGGACGAGGAGAUAAUAAUAGAAGACUAUGAUAGUGACUGAUCGAAGCCACAUACGGAUGCCCCCCCACCCACCCCCGACCCCACACUGGUCAGAUGCCGUUGGCAGGUUCUGUUUGUGUUAUCCAGUAGUCAGUGAAAUUUAUUUGAAGGGGUUUUUUUUUUUUUUAACACUGUUCACUAGCAGUUGCCCACUUGCAGAAUAUUAAAAGUAAUAAAUAUUCCUUUACAUGGGAACAACGGUGACUCUUACCGGAUUGAUGAAUAAGAAUGACCUUAGCGUGGUGGUCAGUGUCACCUUCGCGUCAUCAAAAUUAUUCACCGUCUGAUGUGCGGAAGCUCAAAGUGUUUUGAAAACGAUGGGGAAUAUCUGUAAUUAUUGGAAACAAUAUGAUGGUGGACUACAUUCAAAUGACUUUAUUUUUUGCUAGUAUUUAAUUAGCCUUGUAGCUGUACAGAGUGUCCUGUUGGGGGGAGAGAAGCAGUCUUUUUUAUAAGAGUCUGUUUAAAGGAUGUGGAAAAUGGAGAAUUCAGAACGUACAAACUUCAUUUGGGGAGGAAAUGUAAAUAAAAACUGUAAAAGUUGAGGGUCGAACAAUUCAAGAUGUAAGUAAACUUCCCCGUGCCUCAUCCCUGUGGGUUUUUGGCCUCGAGAUCUUUUUCUGAAUGUUCAAAAAAAUGAAAUCCUCUGUUGUACAGUAGAUUACUUUUAGAUACUUAAAGGGAGCAAGGAUUCACCUAAUUUAUAUGAAGAAAAUUAAAAGCUAUGGAGAUGA
Ornithorhynchus anatinus (platypus) is the source of this 3009-nucleotide messenger RNA. It is a transcript of the gene RAD17, whose product is annotated as RAD17 checkpoint clamp loader component. The transcript is spliced from 18 exons. The record is from RefSeq and is a predicted model, not a curated record. Gene Ontology annotation, cellular component: nucleus; Rad17 RFC-like complex. Gene Ontology annotation, molecular function: chromatin binding; DNA clamp loader activity. Gene Ontology annotation, biological process: DNA damage checkpoint signaling; DNA repair; mitotic DNA replication checkpoint signaling. Bases 69 to 2276 code for a protein of 735 amino acids. NCBI's taxonomy places the organism in Eukaryota, Metazoa, Chordata, Mammalia, Monotremata, Ornithorhynchidae.